Molecule: messenger RNA, 2829 nt
Organism: Dermochelys coriacea (leatherback sea turtle)
Lineage: Eukaryota; Metazoa; Chordata; Testudines; Dermochelyidae
Gene: MEPCE
Product: methylphosphate capping enzyme
Exons: 4
Coding region: 142-2118 (658 amino acids)
Biological process (GO): snRNA modification
Molecular function (GO): RNA methyltransferase activity; snRNA binding; O-methyltransferase activity
Source: RefSeq, a predicted model, not a curated record
GCGCGUUGGGGCCCCGCGCCGGGGUGAAGGCGGCGGAGGAAGGCGACCGCGGCUGCGCCGCGGGCCGGAGGCGCAUGCGCCGGCGGAGCCCGUGAGGGGCGGGUGCGGCCGUUGAGGGGCGCGCGGAGCGCGGCCGCCCCCAUGCAGGAGAUGAUCGAGAUGGCGGCGGACAAGGAGACGUUCCUGGUCCCGGCCCCGCCGCCGCCCCUCAAGCCCCCGGCCGCGGGGGGAGGGGGCGGCCCCCUGGUGCAGCUGCACCAGGAGGCCGCCUCGGCGGAGCUGCACCAGGGGGCCGCCCCGGCCAAUCAGCGCCGGGAAGGGGGCGGCCCGCGCCAGGAGGCCGAGCCGCCGCGCGGGGACGGCGGCAGGCGCGGAGGCGGCCCCCUCCUGCAGCUGCACGAGGAGGCCGCCCCAUUGGGCCAGCGCCGGGGCGGAAGCGGCCCCCUGGGGCGGCCGCACCAGGAGGCCGCCCUGCACCAGGGGGCCGGCCCCAAGGAGGAGGACAGCGUGGGCGAGCUGCAGCGGCCCCGCAACGGCUUCCAGCCCCACCGGGGCAAGCGGCGGAACAGCUGCAACGUGGGCUUCAAGCACCCGGCCUCCAAGCGCCGGCGCCGGGUCAACUCCGAGUGCGACCCGGUGCUGCCCUCCGAGUUCCUGCUGGGGGGCAACAUCUUCGACCCCCUCAACCUCAACAGCCUCCUGGACGAGGAGGUGAACCAGGCCCUCAACGCCGAGACCCCCAAGUCGUCGCCGCUGCCGGCCAAGGGCCGGGACCCGGUGGAGAUCCUCAUCCCCAAGGACAUCACGGACCCGCUGAGCCUCAACGCCCAGGAUGGCGACACGGCCCUGGUGCUGGCCUCGCCCUUCAAGACGGGCCGCAAGCGCCACCGCCACCGGGGGCAGCAGCGGGGCGGGGGCGGGGCCGGGGCCGGGGACUGCAAGCAGGUGGCCUGCAAGGCUUGCGACGGCGCCUGUCCCACCCCGCAGCCCUACGAACUCAACACGGCCAUCAACUGCAGGGACGAGGUGGUUUCCCCGCUGCUCCCCCUCGCCGCCGAGGGGGCCGGCUGCGUCACCCCUUCUUGUGCCUCCUUCUCCGGCGGCCGCCACCACCGCAAAAGGCGCCGGACUUCUAGCAAAUCAGAGGCGGCCGGGGGGGCCAAGCUACCACCGCCUCCCCCCACCCCGGGCGGGGGCAAAGGCGGGGGCCAGCCGGGCAAGAGUAGCCCGGAAAAGGGCAAAGGGGCCGGGAGGCACCAACAGGUGCCCACGGCCAAGCGGAGGCGUCAGCAGCGGAAAUUCCAAUACGGCAACUACUGCAAAUACUACGGCUACCGGAACCCCAACUGCGAGGACGCCCGGCUGCGGGUCAUGAAACCCGAGUGGUUCCAGGGCAAAGAGGUGCUGGACCUGGGCUGCAACGUGGGGCACCUCACCCUGAGCGUGGCCAAGAAGUGGAAACCCGCCCGGGUGGUGGGGCUGGACAUAGACGGGGCCCUGAUCCACUCGGCCCGCCAGAACAUCCGCCACUACCUGUCCGAGGAGAUCCAGCAGCGACAGGAGGAGGCUGAGGAGACGCCAGCCGGAGACGGCCCCAAGAGGCGGAGGGGCUGCUUCCCCGCCUCGCUGGCGGCCAGUAGGGGACCCAUCGCUGCUCCCCGGGUGCCCCAGGAUGGGGCGGGUGCUGCCGACUUCCCCGACAACGUGAUCUUCGUCCGGGGGAACUACGUGCUGGAGCGGGACGAGCUGCUGGAAACACAGGGUGCCGAGUACGACGUCGUGCUGUGUCUCAGCCUCACCAAGUGGGUGCACCUCAACUGGGGGGACGACGGGCUGAAGCGGCUCUUCAAGCGCAUCUACCGCCACCUGCGGCCUGGCGGCCUCCUGCUGCUGGAGCCCCAGCCCUGGUCCUCCUACGGCAAGCGCAAGAACCUGACGGAAACCAUCUACAGAAACUACUACCGCAUCAAGCUGAAACCGGAGCAGUUCCCCUCCUACCUGACCUCCCCGGAGGUGGGGUUCUCCAGCUGCGAGCUGGUGGCCAGGCCCUACAACAGCUCCAGAGGGUUCCAGCGCCCCAUCUAUCUCCUUCACAAGGGCCACCCCAGCACCCACUGAGGGAGAAGCGGCCGACGCUCGGGACUGGAGCCCCCCGUUUUUUUCUUUGCAUCGGAGGACAGCUGGGCUGAGCCCGACGGACCCGGGGGCGGGCAGGACUGGCCGCCGCGCCCCGAGAUCGGCAGCCCCUGGAUGUGGCGCAUGGCCCCAGGGGCCUCUGGGCAGAGGGCCCGGCCUGCGGGGUUUGCGCUCACCAAGCUGCCAAGGAAUGAAUCCGCCGGGUGAGAGGGGCUGCCCCCUGCUGGACACUGCUUAGCGCUGCAGCCUGGAGAACUGCAUGGGGUGCCCUGUACAGCCCCCCCAGGGGAGGUGAGGAAAGGAGGCCAGGGCCUGGCCCCAGUUGGAGCCCAGCGCACUUCAUUCCACCACAGGGCUGGGGGGGGGGGUGGUGGAACAGUCUGUCCUCCCCCCUCCUCCCAGUCCGCUGUCCAAACUCCCUUGAUCCCCACCCCCACCAGCUCCUCUUUCUGCAGCAGGGAUGGGAGGGGCCCUUUGCAUCUAUUGUUGGGGGGGGGGGGGGGGACGACCAGCCAGGGCAGCAGGUGCCUGGUGGAUCCCUUCCUGCUGGCCCUGGGCCGGUUCCCCCCUGCAGCAGGGGACCCCAGCGGCAUUGCCUGGGGGGGCUGUGUGGGGUGCCCCCCGCGUGUGACGUGGAGUUUUAUCUUUACAGAUGUUGAUUCUAUUAUAUAUAAAUAAAAGCUACCGAUUAUU